AUGGCUCUCGUUCAGUCCACGAUGCGGGCCACUAGCUCGAGUAAAACGACCAGUAAUGUGCCAGGGCUGGAUUUUACCAGCAACAUAGGUCCGUUUACAGGACCAAGGCAUGUUCGACGAGAUGGACAAUAUUCCCAAGGCCCAGAGGUAAAUGCCUUUGCGUUACCUACACGACGUAUGGCCGACAGCUUCAUGAGGUGUUUUUGGGAUUGUACACAUCCAAUAUUCCCAAUCCUCCACAAACCAACGUUUGUCAUUUCCUACGACAGCUUAUGGGUCCCUCAGAGCGAAAGCUUCUCGGACAACGUGUCUGGUAAAGCCGAGGACCCUAUCUUUCUGUCAACUUUGAACAUCGUCUUCGCCAUUGGCUGCCAAUUUAGCGACCUAGUCGCUCCUGACAGAAGGACAAACCUGGGUGAUCAAUUCUACCAGCGGUCUAGGGCGCUGUACGACAUUGAUGCUCUAGAUUCUGCGUCGAUUCUUACUGUUCAGAUGCUUCUUCUCACCGGUCUCUACCUGCAAUCAACGAAAUACGCAAGUCGAUGUUGGCAUAUGGUCGGCCUUGCCAUCAGAACUGCACAAGACAUCGGCAUUCAUAUCGAACACACUCGGCCAUCAAAGACCCAGCUUGAACGGGAAAUGAGACGCAGGGUAUGGCACAAUUGCAUUAUAAUGGAUCGAUUACUCGCCCUUACCUUUGGUCGGCCAAAUAUGAUCUCUGGCGACUCGGGUGUUCCUCUACCACUGGUAAUUGACGAUGAAUAUUUGAAGCAAGACGGCGAAGGCAUUCAACCAAGCCAAUCCGAGUGCAGUAUGAGAUUCUUUGUCUUUUCGAUCCAACUGUUCGAAAUUUUGGAUCGCAUUAUGUCUAAAAUCUAUCGCUACGAAAGCGUCAAUCCUUCCAAUGAAGGAGGUGAAGACUUUUGGUGGUCUCGUGAUCGCCUCGAGGACGUUUUAAAGCUCAAUAAUGCUCUUGAUGACUGGCAUGACACGCUCCCUAAUAACCUCCGAUUGCAGUGUGCCACCGAAGCUAGAGCCGAUUUGAGGAGCGAUACAGCUAUCUUACAAGCCAAAGUUCUCUAUUCAAGAUUCCUGUAUAUUCGUAUCCUGUUACUAAGACCGGCCCUCCUUUCCGCUGCCCAGAACCGGCACCAUCUGCCCAAGGGGGAUGACUGGCGACAUCUUAGGCUGGAGGAGCAACUUGCUCUGAAAAUGCGGUUUAUCGAAGUUCAGGUUGGCGUACAGUUCAUUAAUCUUGGGAUCCACUGGGCUGCCUCGGUUCCAGCAUUUCUUUCCGUUGCCAGCGUCCCAUUCCCCGUCAUUCUUUACAUAUACGGAGAGAAAAUCCUUAAGCGUUGCCGAUAUGCAGCUGAAGCAGAGGAAUUCACGCAGGGCAUGCGGCAAAAGAAGCUAGAACAGACCGCCGCGAAAGACUUUCAUGACCAGAAUCCAAGUGAAUGUCCAUCUCGGUAUGACAUUGACUCCAGAUCGUUACCUCAAAACUCUUUCCGCCGUUUCUCGACCACACGCUCUCGGAAUUCACGACUGUCAACUGAACGAGUCUCCACAGUUGAAUAUGAAGGGAAUCCGUUUGAUGUUGACCGUGUCAAUACCCUCGAGCGAUGA
Molecule: messenger RNA, 1626 nt
Organism: Aspergillus pseudoviridinutans
Lineage: Eukaryota; Fungi; Ascomycota; Eurotiomycetes; Eurotiales; Aspergillaceae
Product: MFS transporter/fungal specific transcription factor domain-containing protein
Exons: 5
Coding region: 1-1626 (541 amino acids)
Biological process (GO): DNA-templated transcription; positive regulation of transcription from RNA polymerase II promoter by galactose
Cellular component (GO): nucleus
Molecular function (GO): zinc ion binding; DNA-binding transcription factor activity, RNA polymerase II-specific; RNA polymerase II cis-regulatory region sequence-specific DNA binding
Source: RefSeq, a predicted model, not a curated record